GAGCGAAACCCUAAUUCGCACGCAGGCAUCGAAUCAGCAGAGCCAGCGAGAGAGAGAGAGAGAGAGAGAGAGAGAGAGGGGCAGCAGAAGGUGAUCGAGCUUUGCCUCAAUUCGGCGCCGCCCACCACCGCCGCCGGCCGUCAACGUUGCGGCGGCGAUCGCCAGGAUGAACCCGGUCGACCCGAGAUACUCGGACCCGACUUCCUUCCGCAACCGCAGAAGCGAUUUCGUGCCUCCGAGGGCACCGCCGGUCUAUGCAGCCCCGAGCUACGGCGGCGGCGGCGGCGGACAGGGGCCGUAUGAAGGUCCGCCGCCAGGCAUGGGGGCCUCCGUGUACCCGCCCUUCCAGUCUCCGACCGGAGGGUUCGAGAUCGGUCGCGGCGGAGGGAUGGCUGACGGGCAUAUGGGCGGCCACAGAGGUCGACCGGGCCAAGGAGGAGGUGGAAGGGGUGGCCGAGGAGGAGGCGGCGGCGGGGGCUAUGGAGGACACGGUGGGAAUAGGGGUUUUGGCGAUGGCCGUUCCGGUGGUGGGAGAGGCGGAAGGCAGGGCGGCUGGUCGUCGCAGAGGGACCAUGAGAAGUUCGAUUUCCCGAAACCCAAUUUUGACCAGCUGGUGCCGUUUGAGAAGAAUUUGUACGUGGAGAGUCCUAUGGUGGCUGCAAUGUCUGAGCAUGAGGUCAGGACGUAUCGUGCGAGAAGGGAUAUUACUGUCGAGGGGAAUGAUGUUCCCAAGCCUGUUCGGACUUUCCAAGAGGCUAGCUUUCCUGGAUACUGCCUUGAUGUGAUUGUGAAGUUGGGGUUUGUCGAGCCAACGCCCAUCCAAUCUCAGGGAUGGCCAAUGGCUUUAAAGGGUAGAGAUUUAAUUGGUAUUGCCGAGACAGGUUCUGGCAAGACUCUGGCUUAUCUGCUACCGGCUUUGGUGCAUGUCAGUUCACAGCCACCCUUAGUUAGAGGGGACGGUCCUAUUGUGCUGGUGCUUGCACCUACUAGAGAGUUGGCGGUGCAGAUUCAACAGGAAGCUUUGAAAUUUGGCUCGAUUGGAUCAAGAGCAAAGAUCAGUAUCAGAAGUACAUGCGUUUAUGGCGGUGCCCCUAAGGGACCACAAAUUAGUGAUCUUAAUAAGGGUGUUGAGAUCGUCAUUGCUACGCCUGGUCGUCUCUUAGAUAUGUUGGGAGCAUAUAAGACAAACUUACGGCGAGUGACUUAUCUCGUGUUGGAUGAAGCGGAUCGAAUGCUAGACAUGGGAUUUGAACCUCAGAUAAGGAAGAUUUUAACUCAAAUACGACCAGAUAGGCAGACACUAUUGUGGAGUGCAACAUGGCCGAGAGAGGUUGAAGCUCUGGCAAGACAGUUUUUGAGCAAUCCAUAUAAGGUUAUCAUCGGAUCCACUGAUCUGAAAGCAAACCAAUCUAUAAGUCAAAUUGUUGAAGUAAUAAAAGAGAGUGAAAAGUACAGCAGGCUGAUUAAACUACUGAAAGCAGUGAUGGAUGGGAGUCGAAUUCUGAUAUUUGUAGAAACAAAAAAGGGAUGCGAUCAAGUGACAAAACAGCUGAGGAUGGAUGGAUGGCCAGCUCUAUCUAUACAUGGAGACAAAAGCCAGUCUGAGAGGGAAUGGGUGUUGGCUGAAUUUAAGAGUGGCAGAAGUCUCAUAAUGACUGCCACUGAUGUUGCUGCAAGGGGUCUUGAUGUCAAGGAUAUAAAAUGUGUGAUAAACUAUGAUUUCCCGAUGACACUUGAGGAUUAUGUGCAUAGAAUUGGUCGAACUGGGCGAGCUGGUGCAAAGGGCACUGCCUUUACCUUCUUCACUGAUUCUAAUUCGAGGUUUGCUGGGGAACUUCUAAAAAUCUUGCAAGAUGCGGGGCAGGUUGUCCCUCCAGCUUUAUCUGACUUGGCUCGUUCAGCAUCCUUUUAUGGAGCUGGUUCAGGCAACAGUGUUCGCUCAAGAGGACAUAGAGGGUUUGGAAACAGGGGCCGUAUCUCUGGAUCUAAUACAGUUCCUCUUGGUGGUGGAAGGCCUCUUGGUGGUGGAAGGAGGUGGUAAUCUAGGUGGUGGCCUGCUUGGUGUUUGUUGGCCACACUCCUUAGCUCUGUGAUAGCCAAUAUGUGCGAUUUCUUGUCUCUCCAGCCACCCAAUGGCCAUGUUUGUUAGAAUUAGUGUGCUGCUCAAACUGUGUGGAUCCUACUCUAUUAUUUUAGGAGAUUAUAGUUGAUGAAUUUCUUCAUGUUUCUGUGUAUCAUACUUUGUAAAUCAUGGCAAUGUAGCAGCAACAGUUGUUUCAUGUGUUUGUGCACCAAAUUGACCUUGAUGUGGUUUGUUAAAUGGUCCCUGACCAGAACUCUCUUUUGGCUGGGAACAAGGACCACCUUGUAAUCGACCUCAGAUUUGUUGUCAUUUUAAUACCUUAGAGAAAUUGAGUUGCA
This is a messenger RNA of Eucalyptus grandis, 2421 nucleotides long. RefSeq names its product DEAD-box ATP-dependent RNA helicase 20. Lineage: Eukaryota; Viridiplantae; Streptophyta; Magnoliopsida; Myrtales; Myrtaceae. Bases 167 to 2041 code for a protein of 624 amino acids. The record is from RefSeq and is a predicted model, not a curated record. Gene Ontology annotation, molecular function: ATP binding; RNA binding; RNA helicase activity. The transcript is spliced from 10 exons.